ACAUAGUAGGCAAAGUCAUUUAAUAGAUAUUCUCUAUUAACUAACCUUGCAUAGUAGGGAAGUAGGGAAUAUACUGUGGUGGGGAUGUGGGGUUAUUCUAUGGUCGGUGGACUUCCGUUGUAAAGAAUAUAGGGGUUUCUAGGUUUUUAAGUUGGUGACUGAUGUGUUUGUUUAGUGGCUUGAACGAUGGAGUAAUGCAUGACGCUAUUUUAUCCCUACUCUGUGAUCCCUAGUCUCUAUUAUUGCGUCCGGAGUGUAUUAAUAUUAUUAUUAUUUGCUUCUCAUAAGUCACUAUUUCAAAAACUCAAAUAUGUCGAGUACUUCACAAAAACAUCGUAAUUUUAUCGCUGAACCCAUGGGUGAGAAACCCGUUACUGAUUUAGCAGGUGUAGGAGAAGUGCUGGGGAAACGUCUUGUUGCCGCUGGAUUUGAUAAGGCGUAUGUUGUUUUGGGACAGUUCUUAGUGCUAAAGAAAAAUCAGGAAUUUUUUCAAGAAUGGAUGAAAGAUACAUGCCAGGCUAAUGCAAAACAAUCUGCAGAAUGUUGGCAAUGUUUAAAGGACUGGUGUGAAGAGUUUUUGUAAAUAUGGUUUUCAUUUUGUAAUAAUAGAGUUGUAACACCGUGAGGUUAUUUUAUGUAUUCGGAGUUGCCUGUUCUAACAAAGGCAACUGCAUGUAGUUUAGGUGGUCCAAAAUAAAUGCACUAAUGUAUAUAUUUUUAUAUUAUAUUAAAGAACUUUUAAUUUUGUGUAAA
Messenger RNA from Zophobas morio, 753 nucleotides. RefSeq names its product barrier-to-autointegration factor (gene baf). Bases 311 to 583 code for a protein of 90 amino acids. The record is from RefSeq and is a predicted model, not a curated record. The transcript has 2 exons. Gene Ontology annotation, molecular function: DNA binding. Lineage: Eukaryota; Metazoa; Arthropoda; Insecta; Coleoptera; Tenebrionidae.